AUGAAUCAGAAGCGAAAUCUAAAAAGGCAUUUUGAUACCUGCCACGCUGAUGUUGCUUAUUCGCAUCCUUUGGGAAGUGCACUGCGCGCAGAAAAGUUACAACAACUGAAAGCUAAAUAUUCUCAACGCUGUGGGAAGGUAAAAAAUGAAGAUAUUGUGAGUACUAAUCCUCAUGAUUGUACUUUAGCGUCGUUUGAUAUUUCCUUCCAAAUUGCGAAAGCUAUGAAACCUUUCACAGGUGGUGAUUUCAUAAAAAAUAUCAUUAUUCAAGCAGCUACUAGGUGGUUUCCAGAUGAGGAUAACCGAAGAGAUUUUGUGAACAUUGUGCAAAACACGCAUUUUUCUCCUGCUACAGUCAAAAGAAGAGUGAAUGCUAUGGCAGAUAAUGUUCACGAAAAACUUAAUAUUGACCUCAAAAAAUGUGUUUGUUUUUCAAUUCAGUUAGACGAAUCGACAGAUAAGUCUGAUACUGCUCGGUUAGUUGUGAUGAUUCGCUUCCUACUUGAAAAUGGCAGUGUUCAGGAAGAGCUGCUAGAUCUCAUUCCAUUAACGGGGAAAACAACUGGAUUAGAUGUUUAUCUUUCGCUGAAAAAUUGA
Belonocnema kinseyi is the source of this 597-nucleotide messenger RNA. RefSeq lists its product as uncharacterized. Lineage: Eukaryota; Metazoa; Arthropoda; Insecta; Hymenoptera; Cynipidae. Bases 1 to 597 code for a protein of 198 amino acids. The transcript has a single exon. The record is from RefSeq and is a predicted model, not a curated record.